AGCCUAGCACAAAUUGCAGUUGCAGUUGUGACUAAGUAAAGCAGACAUCGCCAUGAAGGUCCUCAUAGUUCUCCUGCUGGGUCUGACUUUUGUCCUGGCUGAUCACGAUCACAGUGGCCACCACCACGAGAACUAUGUGGUGAAGACGCACGACGACCUGGUGACCUAUCGUGCCUUCUGCGCCGACAAGGUUCACGCCGGCGAGGAGCUAGUGGAGAAGUACAAGAGGUGGCAGUUCCCCGACGACGCGGUGACCCACUGCUACCUGGAGUGCGUCUUCCAGAAGUUCGGAUUCUACGACACGGAGCACGGCUUCGAUGUCCACAAGAUCCACGUCCAGCUGGCUGGAGCCGGUGCCGAGGUGAACCACUCGGACGAGACGCACCAGAAGAUCGCCCACUGUGCCGAGUCCCACUCCAAGGACGCCGACUCCUGCUCGAAGGCCUACCACGCCGGCAUGUGCUUCCUGAACUCCAAUCUGCAGCUGGUCCAGCACAGUGUCAAGGUCUAGGAGGACGACGGAUCCCGCCAUCCAGACCCAUCUGAUCCCUCUUUGGCAGUUCAAGUCUUAAAUAAAGAAUGCACUUCUGACACAGA
Messenger RNA from Drosophila rhopaloa, 597 nucleotides. RefSeq names its product general odorant-binding protein 99b (gene Obp99b). NCBI's taxonomy places the organism in Eukaryota, Metazoa, Arthropoda, Insecta, Diptera, Drosophilidae. The coding region runs from base 53 to 511 and encodes 152 amino acids. Gene Ontology annotation, molecular function: odorant binding. The transcript has a single exon. Gene Ontology annotation, biological process: sensory perception of smell. The record is from RefSeq and is a predicted model, not a curated record.